ACGCUGUCCGCAAGCUCCUCCAUUUUUAACAGACAAAAGCCCUAAACCGCAAAACCCCUAAACCAGCCAUGCACUCCCCCCCUCUCUCCAACCACAUCUCCCGCCUUUUCUACCACUCUCUUCGAAGAAUCUCGACCGUCCGUCGCCCCCAGGCCCUCAUCGAGGCACAGGAAGCCCUCACCGACUACCUCCACUCCACCCGCUCCUUACCCUUCACCCACGCGGAGCACAUUAGCACCAAUUCCCCUUCUUCUCUCUCCGCCCUCCUCUCCAAAAUCAAAUUCCCCUCCUCCAACGUCUCUCAUGUCCUCCACCGGUUCCUCCGCUACCACCCCAUCAACGAAUUCGAAUUCUUCUUCGAGAGUAUCGGCCUCUCUCCUCCUGAAAUCCCAGCCUUUCUUCCGGCCCACCAGUUCUUCCUAUCCGACGCCAGCAAUCUCGUCUCUGUUGUCCGCGCUCUCGUGGAAUACGGGUUCCCAUGGAACAAGCUCGGGAGGAUCUACAAGGAGGAAGUUUCGAUUUUUGGCGAGGACUUGGGGAGAUUGAAGGAGCGGCUACGUGAGUUAGAAGCGUUGGGGUUUAAUAGAGUCUCGGUGGUUGGGAUUUGCUUGGCUUUUCCGUCAGUUUUGGAUGGGAAUGGCAGUUUGGGUGGUGGGGUCGAUGCAUUGCUCGAUGACUUGAAACGAGUUUUUUUCGAUUUCGAUUUGGUGGGGUCCGUUGGGGGGAAUCUGGAUGCUUGCUAUGAGGUCUGUAGGAAGAUUCGGGUUUUCUACGAUCUGGGUUGCGAGAAGGGGAAGACGGGGGAGCUGAUCGGGACGAAUCGGGACAUCUUGUUUGAAUUUGUGGAGGAGGUGUUGGUCGAGAAGGUGGAAUUCUUUUGUAGGCUGGGUGCAAGGAAGGAGGACGUCGGGUUGUUUAUUCUCCGUUGCCCUGAGAUUUUGAAAUUUGAAUUAGAGGGACGUGUGAUAACAAUAUUCGAUUAUUUGGAACAGCUUGGGUUGGAUCACAAGGAAUUGACUUCGAUUGUUUGCCAAUAUCCUCACGUUUUGGGCAAGAACAGGUUGAGGAAUUUACCUCAGUCGAUGAGAGCUUUGGAUCUUCACAGCUGGUUUGCUGAUAAGAUCAUGAAUGGGAAUCAUCACCUUCUACCAGGUUUUGUAACUGGAAAUUACGAAGAGGAAUUGGAAAAGGAUUUUAGAAAUGACAUUGAGAGAAUCAAUCACCCAACCAAGCAUCAUCACAUGUCUGGUAAGUUGGAUUUCUUGCUCCAAAUCGGCUUUGGAAACAAUAGGCAUUCUAUAGAGAUCUUGCGCCACAUGCAUGGCACGGGGAUCCAGUUACAAGAACGAUUCAAUUGCCUCCUUCAAAUGGGGAUUGAGCACUCCAAGCUCUGUAAGAUGAUAAGCAUGUCUCCAAAAAUCCUCAACCAGAACACGGAUAUGCUCAAACAAAAGUUAGGCUUUACUUUGAUGGCUUUCUAUCCAUUCAUCCCCGGUUUCUUGCAAAUGAUCUUUCGUUGAUCAUAACACACGAGGUACAAAGGUUCCAUCUUUAUUGAAUUCUGUAAUAGAUUAGUGUUUUCUCCGGCAUUAUUAGAUUGUUUAUCAUAGCUCUUUGGCAUUCAAUCUUUACACCCAGGUCUUUGAUGAAAUGUUAGGAGCUUGCUGUGGACUUCUUUAUUUCUUAGCCCCUUUAUCCAUGCCGCACUCUGCAUUGCCCCAGUGCUACUCAAGUCAGCCUUCAUCUCUUUUUACCACCAAGUGUUCGAUACUGAGAAUUAGCUAGGAUGCAAGAAAACGAGAGAAGUUUACAAUUCCAAGUCCCAAAUGAGGGACUUCGCCUAUACAUACGCCCAUUAAGGCUCUAGAUGAAUACCUCAGUGGAUAAGAUUAUGCUAAAAUGCUCUAGAAUCUUUCUUCACCAUCCCACACCCAUCUAGCUACAAGAUUCUUCUUCCAAAUAACUCUAUAACCUUCUUGAGAUUCCUAUACUUCUCAACAAGUCUUUAUUCGAUAUGCACAAGAUGAGCCAGAAAAGGCAAAUUCCUUUGAGUAAGCCUCCAAGCCUGUGAUGAGGUGCCAAUGGAUGAACAGAAGCAAAGACAAGGGCCUUGAGAAAUGCAUCACUUUAGAUGGUAUGUUGUCGGGUAUGCGUCUAGUGCAUGUACCAUCAAUGGGGAUGAAGUCCGAUGGGCUGGUUGGCGUUUGGCCAAGUGGGUUAUUAGCAAGGUUUACAAGCCAAAAUGGAGAUCGAACAGGUGGAGCGGUUGGUUCAAUCUGAACGGAUUCAGUUGUGGAUGUAACAUGGACAUAAUAACCAUGUCUGUUUUUUCUUCUUAAGGACCAUGUACGGAACCAAGUAGUAAAAUCCUUUCUUGAGGACCAUGGGGUGAUGGAAUGGAUGCCGCUGCCGGUUCACAGUUGUUCAUUUCAAUUAAACGAUGGUUUGAAUAGCUUUUAUGGUCUAUAAUGGUUCGAUUUUAACUGAAUUGCAUCUCUCUGCCAUAGGGUUAGGUCCAUUUUUAAAUGUUGGGAUUUGUGGAAGCACACAAAGCAGAAUCAAGCAAAGUAAUGGAAAUCGAACAGACAAACUCCAACAAAAUGGCAAUCCGAAUUUUAUAUGGAAAAACCGUUGUGGAAAAAAAAAAAAACACGGCACAAAGCGACAAGUAAUGCACUAUGAAAGCAAUAUUAUAAGAGAGAGUAGAUCUUAUCGAUUUGAACAACCCUCGAAUCACCUUGAAUCUCUAGCUUUGCCCUUCAACCCUUUAAAACAACUUAGAAAGCCCUAAUCACCUCUAAUCCUCGCCAUAAUCCCGAUUACACCUGGUAUAUAUAUUACCCAACCGGGAUAGGAAACAAAUC
Molecule: messenger RNA, 2864 nt
Organism: Magnolia sinica
Lineage: Eukaryota; Viridiplantae; Streptophyta; Magnoliopsida; Magnoliales; Magnoliaceae
Product: transcription termination factor MTEF18, mitochondrial
Exons: 2
Coding region: 69-1520 (483 amino acids)
Biological process (GO): regulation of DNA-templated transcription; chloroplast organization
Cellular component (GO): chloroplast
Molecular function (GO): double-stranded DNA binding
Source: RefSeq, a predicted model, not a curated record